Molecule: messenger RNA, 640 nt
Organism: Rubroshorea leprosula
Lineage: Eukaryota; Viridiplantae; Streptophyta; Magnoliopsida; Malvales; Dipterocarpaceae
Source: the annotation of a GenBank genome assembly
GACAUUUUUGCAGUGGUUAUAUGUCUCCUGAGUAUGCGGUAGAUGGACACUUCUCAAUAAAAUCUAAUGUCUUCAGCUUUGGUGUGAUAGUAAUUGAAAUCAUAAGUGGGAAGAAGAACAGAGGAUUUCACCACUCGGAUCACAAUCAUAAUCUUCUUGGACACGCAUGGAGACUAUGGACGGAAGAAAGAGCAUUGGAAGUAAUGGACAACAUGUUAGGUGACUCUUACACUGUUUCUGAGGUUCUACGCUGCAUUCAUGUGGCUUUGCUAUGUGUUCAGAAACGACCAGAGGACAGGCCAGAUAUGUCAUCAGUGGUUCUAAUGUUGGGCAGUGAGAAUCCAUUGCCUCAACCAAAACUUCCUGGUUUUUACAUCGAAAGGAAUCUGCCAGAAGAAGAGGCUUCAUCAAGCCAGCAUGAACGUGUUUCAAAUGGAGUAACAAUUUCAACGUUGCAGGGACGGUAAAGCAUCAUCACUUGAAAUAAAAAUGUUAAAAAUAAAAGUGAAAGGCUGGUAUAUGUAAUGUAAGAGUAAACAUCCUGGAUAUCAAUUUGUUGGCAUUAAUGAGCUAAGAAAAUUGUGUAGCAUGUUAUAUAAUGUCUCCAGCUUCUCUUCAAAUUACGAGGUUGACUGCUCCA